This is a messenger RNA of Guyanagaster necrorhizus, 1043 nucleotides long. RefSeq lists its product as uncharacterized. The coding region runs from base 182 to 790 and encodes 202 amino acids. The record is from RefSeq and is a predicted model, not a curated record. Lineage: Eukaryota; Fungi; Basidiomycota; Agaricomycetes; Agaricales; Physalacriaceae. The transcript has 3 exons.
CUGGCUUUUAAAGGUGACUUCUUUUGAUGUGCCACAUCGGGAGACGUAAUUCUAUCUCCCCGUGCUGCCAUUAAUUGACGCACUAUGACCCUUUCCAUGCCUCACUGACAGACAUGCCUAUCUUAUCCAUCGAAGCCAACUUGCUGUUCACACGAGGGUCAGACAUGUGGCGUUUGGAUAUAUGGCGGACUUCUACUGCCACUCUCCCUUGUGUUCUGUUACAGCCAUGUCCAUCGUCCAGCACUCACCUGCCUCUCGGUACACACCACUCUGCAUGACCAACUCCCCAGUCAAGAUAUACCACACCCACUCCGCUUCGACUGAGUGGAAGUACUACGGACAUCGGGGCAUUUUGGUGUUUGGCCGAGAAAGCUUCGCGACGAAAGACGACGAGUUCUCUUUCAAACUGUUCUUGUGCGACGAGGAGGGUGCAUGGCGAACGUUGUGGAUGUUCAAACUUGACGUGAAGGGGUUCGACUACAAAGUGGACAAUUUACCAAGCUUCCAUUGGUUCCAUGGACUGACGCGAAAAUUUGGGAUCCUGUUCGAAGAUGAUGAGGAUGCUGGCGUGUUCGCGAGAGUGAUAUGUGAACGGAACACAAGAGCGACUGCUUCUCCUGUCUCGUUCGAAAGUGACAGCCGCCGACUGAAGACAAAGACUCUCGGCUCUGCGUCUGUUGUCUCUCUCCAGCUCAACAUAAAACCAAAUCUGAUCCGCCGUUCUUCUAUGGCGGCAAGCAACUUUGGGAAGAAGUCUAUACCCAGAAUAUGGCGAUCGAAACGUUCAUGAUUUGUUGUGUGUUGUCCCGGAGAGCCGUGAAGUUUGGACGCGACUCAUAUACCAUUGAUGUAUGAAGCUCGGUGAGCUAUGUAUGAUGUACCACUACGAUGAAUGCUUUACGGUAAUUUAGCUAUUUAUUACAUACCGUCAAUACGCGUAUGUUAGUGUUAGUGAAAGCUUACCAGUCUAUCCCGUAUCUCUAUCUCUAUUGCUCUAUGUAUAAUUUAUGGUUAAAAUCUCGUCAAGUCUCGCCCGAAUAUCC